Messenger RNA from Mauremys mutica (yellowpond turtle), 1668 nucleotides. It is a transcript of the gene TTPAL, whose product is annotated as alpha tocopherol transfer protein like. The coding region runs from base 322 to 1341 and encodes 339 amino acids. Gene Ontology annotation, cellular component: membrane. The transcript is spliced from 6 exons. Lineage: Eukaryota; Metazoa; Chordata; Testudines; Geoemydidae. Gene Ontology annotation, molecular function: phosphatidylinositol bisphosphate binding. The record is from RefSeq and is a predicted model, not a curated record.
UUCUCUCUCAGGCUUCAGGUGAUUAGCUUGUCCUAACUCAGAGACUUUAAGUUUGAGAGUUCUGCACAGGGUCCUGAAGUGAGGCCCUUAUGAACGGAUUAUUGUAAUUACUCCUUUCCUGAAACUUCAUUAAAAGUCAAAUGCUAUUCUGUGAAUAUAUGUUGGCUCGCUUCUCCUGGCCCAGAUCUGUUAAAGCUGAAUUUUAUUUUCACCACAACAGAGGGAAAUUAAGGUGUGUUCCCUAGCUGAAUCUCCUUGUUUAAGUGUGAUUUGCUUUAACACAAAAGUUAUUGCCCCCAGCUCAAGACUUCCUGCUAACUAAUGUCAGGAGACAGUGAUUGUACCCGAACAAGCCCAUCCGUGGGGUCUCCAUCGGAUAAUGAGUUCCUGCCAGAUCGGCCAAGGUAUGUGUGCUCACUGUCUCCCGACCUUAUUGCCAAGGCUCGUGAAGAGCUGCAGGAGAAACCUGAGUGGAGGCUUCGUGAUGUGCAAGCCCUCCGAGACAUGGUGUGUAAGGAUUACCCUACUCUGGGCACGUGUCUGGACGAUACUUUCUUGCUAAGGUUCCUUAGAGCCAGGAAAUUUGAUUAUGACCGAGCGCUUCAACUUCUGGUGAACUAUCACAGCUGCAGGAGGAGCUGGCCCGAGGUCUUCAAUAACUUGAAACCAUCUGCAAUUAAGGCUGUCCUAGCAUCUGGCUUUGUCACUGUGCUGCCUCACUUGGACACUGAGGGACGCCACAUUGUCUGCAUUCGUCCAGACAGAUGGACACCAAGUAAUUAUCCAAUUACUGAGAACAUUCGUGCCAUAUACUUAACGUUAGAAAAACUCAUUCAGUCUGAAGAGACCCAAGUGAAUGGAAUUGUAAUCCUUGCAGACUACAAAGGAGUCAGCUUAUCUAAGGCAUCUCAUUUUGGUCCUUUUGUAGCCAAAAAAGUGAUUGGAAUUCUUCAGGAUGGUUUUCCCAUUAGAAUCAAAGCUGUCAAUAUUAUAAACGAGCCUCGCAUAUUCAAAGGAAUUUUUGCCAUCAUCAAGCCUUUUCUGAAGGAAAAGAUAGCAAACCGGUUUUUUCUUCAUGGCUCUGAUUUGAAUUCUCUUCAUCAAAACCUUCCACAAAGGAUCCUUCCUGAAGAAUACGGUGGCACGUCAGGAAAACUGGACAUCGCUGCCUGGAAUGAGUUGCUGCUCUCCUCAGAAGAGGAUUUUCUGCAUGACUUCUCUCAGCUGGUUCUCCCAGGUGACAGCUCACCAUCUGAAGCUCUAGUGAGUGGGGAUGCUGAGGAGAAGCAGAGUGAAGAGCCUCUGCGAGGCAUGAAACCUCAACUCUACUACUGUUAUUAACAAAGCAGUUAAAGGAAGCUUCCUUGCACAGUCAGUCUAGAUGCCCUCUCCUGUUCUGAAAGGAAUAAGAACACAGUGGGGUUAUGAGCUCUUCCUUACUCCUAAACCUCCAGUUUGUGAGUAGACUGCUGAGGCUUUUUACACUGUGGAACCAAAGCAAGUUAAAGUGGGUGAGAUGGGGGCAAGGCAGAGUUCUUUUUGGAAUCUAGGCAGGACACACAAUUCCCAAGCCACCUCAAGUAUUAUGGGUUGUUAAUCCCAGUGUGAAAGAUGCCAUCUAGCAAAUUCCUCUUAAUAGUAGUGAGAGAAAAAAUAUCUCAUUAGAGU